GUCAAUUUGACGACUUUGACAUUAGUCAAAUAAUUCAAUGAUAUGUAUAAAUAUAUAAAUUAAAAAACAAUAUUUUGUUUUUGUCUUUUAUAUGAUUAUGAAAUAAAUUUUAAUAUUGUUCUCAAUUGCAUGAUCAAUUAUGAAUGGAGAUCAGAGUCCAGCUAGCCCAAUUGACAUCCGAGAUACUGAACAAGCCGUUCUUAUGGAUCCUAUAGACCAUGAUCGUAGUAGAUAUCCCUACUGUAUAGUUUGGACUCCUAUUCCAGUUUUAACAUGGAUAUUCCCAUUCCUUGGUCACGUGGGCAUUUGCAUGUCUAAUGGUGUUAUAAGAGACUUUGCUGGCCCUUACUUUGUAUCUGAGGAUUUGAUGGCAUUUGGAAAUCCCACAAAAUACUGGCAACUGUCACCACAGAAAGCAGCCAAUGGACAGGCCGGAUGGGAUGCUGCUGUGGCAGAAGCCUCAGAGAUAUAUAAGAAAAGAAUGCACAUAAUAUUUUAUGACAACUGUCAUUCCCAUGUAGCAACCGCUUUAAAUAUUAUGAAUUAUAAUGGAUGUAAAAACUGGAAUAUGGUCAAACUGGCCUUCUACAUGUUGCCAUAUUCAAAAUAUGUCAGCUUUGGAGCAUUCCUCAAGACAUGGGUACCAUUCUUGAUAAUAGUUGCAUUUAUCUGUGGACUCACAGCACUCACAUAAUACUAUUUUGGUGAUUUGGAUGUGACCGUGUGAAUUUGGUGUUACGCUGGUGCUGGUUAUGAAUAUUGAUGACAGUUGGAAGGAAAAUAAAUGGAGAGAGGCCAAGUAGAUUAGUUUAAACACGUAUGUUUGUUGUAAAUGACUUUUAAAUCACCAUUAUAUUUUUAGAAGUGAUGGUUGUACGUGUAAUGGUAUUGAACUGAUUAUUGCAUUUUCUAUGCCUUCUAUUUUGUAACAGAAUGUGUGUUAGUGACCUGACAUUGUAUAUACUUAAUCUAUUUUUUAAUUGAUAUAUUAAUUUAUAAAUUAUCCCAAUAAUUGGUACCUCGCCUCUGCUUUGCAUGGGUGUGAAUUAGGAUGUGUUGUACAUACAAGUCUUCUUAAAUGAUGGUGACCCUUAUCAAAAACAAUCGUGUGGAUUAGAAGAAAUAAGCAAAAUAAUAGAUGCAGACAGACACUUCUUUUAUACUAUAUAGAGAUGUCACUUUUCAAUACUCAAUUCUUGAAUUAUGUGUACCUAAUAAGUAUUUUAUUUAUUAAUACUAGCUUUUACUUGUGUGUGUGACCAGGAUAAACAGUCUAUAUCCUACUCCAUUCUAAUAAAUUCUUCAAUUAAUAUUGCCCAUGGUUCUACUGUCAGUUAUAAAAAAUACUUCCAUUUUAAAAUCAUGAUAUAAUUUGUUUAUGAAUCUAUAAGUGUUGAUGGUCCACUGCUUUGUAUACCUAUAGGAUAGAAUAGGGUUUUUAUUGACUUCAUUGUUUAUAUGACCUGGUGUUAGUGUAAGUGGAUGGAUUUUAAAUAAAAACAAUUAUUCUCUA
This is a messenger RNA of Galleria mellonella (greater wax moth), 1513 nucleotides long. Its product is annotated as transmembrane protein 222. The record is from RefSeq and is a predicted model, not a curated record. NCBI's taxonomy places the organism in Eukaryota, Metazoa, Arthropoda, Insecta, Lepidoptera, Pyralidae. The transcript is spliced from 4 exons. Bases 140 to 694 code for a protein of 184 amino acids.